Molecule: messenger RNA, 6072 nt
Organism: Rhizopus microsporus ATCC 52813
Lineage: Eukaryota; Fungi; Mucoromycota; Mucoromycetes; Mucorales; Rhizopodaceae
Exons: 2
Coding region: 1-6072 (2023 amino acids)
Molecular function (GO): microtubule binding
Source: RefSeq, a predicted model, not a curated record
AUGGAGGAGAGUAGCUUAUUAGCUUGGAUUAAUCUACAUUAUGAAAUAAGCCAACUAGAAGAAUUUAGACGUGUACAGACGCUUAUUUUAUUUUUACAACAAUUAUUUCAAAUAUCAUUAAAGAGUGAUACGAUACCAGAUGUAUUAAAAGAGUUGAAAGAUGAAUUACCUAUACCCAUGAAUACAGAUAUCACAGAGGAUGACCUUAUUCGAUUAUUAGAAUAUAUACAACAACAAUAUCAAGCUUAUACCAUUAAAAAGCAUCUAUCAAAUAAAGAACUCACGUUUAGUGAAUAUACCCAAUCAUUCACACCGCAGCAUGUAAAUGACAUUAAAAAUGUAUUUCUAUCAUGGUUAAAUAGUGUAUUAUCAGACUACAUUCAGUUCAUUCAACAAGAAUGGUCAAGUGGAUUUUAUUUACUUUGCUGUAUUCAUUAUCAUCAUCCAUCUUUAGUACCUAACCUACAUGAGUAUAUCUCAUUGGACGAUGUCUCUCUUUUUAACACUGCCACUCAAUUACUCUACACCACUUUCAAUAUACCCUCCAUCAUCAUCGAUCACACAAGUGAAUUGAACAUACUCUCUUAUUACAUAGAGUUAUGCUUACCCAUAUUCACUAUACCAUCUCACGAAUCAAUAAAUCAACGUCAUCAAGACAUCGAACGUUUCAAAUCUAUUUUGAAUCAAAAGAAAACAACAACCACUGCUACUUACUCAUACCAACAAUUACGUAUAACCAAGACAACCAAAUAUACAUCCCAACAUGAUGAUAUUAUACCUUCACCUGAACUAGACACACUUGAUCAACAUAUCAACUCAGUUACGGAAAAAAUGAACAGCCUUCAGCAUAGAUUGAUGCUCAUCAUACCAACACGUUCUUGCCACAACUACUCUCCUAUAUCCAACUCCAUCACUUCGGAGUCUGUCGAAUUCUUCUUGACAGAUGAUAACACUUCGACCACUAGGAGCACAAGUAGCAUCAUCCAUUCAGACAAUGAAAUUAUCCGUCUGCUACAUCCUCUCCAAGCAGCCGAAGAGGACUACUCGGCAUACGAUCGUAACUUCAAAUCACUGCAAGCCGAAUUCCAAACACUGUCUGAUGGCGACUAUCAUCUCUUACAGCUCGCCUUUGAUCAACUUGACCCACAGUGGCACACGCAUCCGUUUGUUGUACAAAGAAAAACACAGCUCCAUCAACACUACACUUCACUUGCCCAAGAGUUUGAAAAGUCAGAUUCUACUCUGGCUCACUUUCGACGAGGCUUUGCCUUUGCCAGAAUGUGCAACUCCAUCCGUCAAGAACUAGAUUUUGUUCAAAACAAGAUGGUCAAGUCUAUCACAUCGUUUCAUGACAUUCACGAGCUCGAGCUUGCGAUGGACAAGACGACGGAUAUGGUAAACACAUUAAAAUUCAAUUUCAGCGAUUUAUUAAACCAGCAACCGCCAAACCCAUCCUGUGAAGAUUCGACCGACCUUGUCUGCACAGCUUUAGAAAGAUACGAUCCUGCUUAUCUUCAAAAGUACCAGUCCGUUGAAUCUAAGAAUCAGCUGGUCAAGACCUGGGUGGACGAAGUACGUGUGUGGUUUACCGAAGCGGAGCGAAUUCGUCAGUGGAUUGAAAUUCGGGUGGAACAAAUUAAAGGUACCACCUUACCAGAUCCACUCAGCACCAUCAACAUCUCGCGUGACCAGGUCGAGGCGUUGAAUGCGUCUCAUUCCUUGCUUGAAAAGGAAAUCGAGGCCUUUGAUAAGGAGGAUAUGGCCCGUCUGAGAUCACACGUCAAGUCGCUGACAGGGGCUAACAAGGACCUUAGUCCGGCUGAUACGACCACAAUUGAGAUCACCUUGACAACGCUCAUGUCCCUGGAUAAACUGAUGCACAUGCUGCGAAGAAAGAGCUAUGAUCUUCAAGUCCUCACACAGCGCGUCAUUUGGGAGGAAGAGCUUGAAAACGCUACCGCCUGGUUACAGGGAACCGAGCAAGAACUGGAUGACUUUUUAUCUAAUGACGCAAGAUGGACACCUUCUGAAGAAGAAGAAGACGAAAACAGAGAGAGCACACCCGCCAGGAAGCGAGAACGACUGAUGGCAAGAGAAAAACAAAAGGAAACGGUCAUUCAGCAAUUACUUACACUGGAACGCAAAGUGUCCGAGUUUGAUCAAGGUCAAUUUAACAAGACAGUGGACAGUUUUCAAGAUUUGGACAAUACUUCCACAACCGAGCUACCGGAUCAUUUAGAGUCAAGACAGAAAGCAUGUGAACAACAAUUUGAAGAUUUGAUGAAGCGUAUGGCCUUUGCACGUCAUGUCGUUGAGCAGCGAUUGAAUGUGAUGGAUUUUUUGUACCAGGCCGAGCUCGUAGCUGAUGAUACUGCCAUGCUCGCCUUGGAUAUCAAAGACGCUGAGAGUAAAGCUCAUCCUGGUGAUAAUGAUCGAGAGAUGACGGCUCGUGUACAAAGUAUGCAUGAGCGCACCAUUCAGCUUGUCACAGCCACAGCAAGUCGAAUUCCUUACCCUUCUAACGCUCUUGACAUCGACAAGGAGUCCAACGCAGAAGCCAACGAGAAGAUAAAUCAAGUCAUCAAUGAAAAGAGGAAUCAGCUUCUCUUGCUCAGCGACGAACUUGAUCAGCGCCUGAAUGCGUUUCGCAAUAUCCUUCAACUGCACCGUAAGGCCAAGGAGCACCUGGAUGAUGCUACACGUCUCUGUGAUUGGGCCAAUGAACGCAUUCAAGCUGUCAAGAAGGCCAAGCUCAGUAUUCAGCAAGACUUGGUCACGAUUGACGACCUACAGCGACUCGAGAGAGACUGCCAGACGAUGAUCAGCAAGCUCAAAAACGGCAAAGAAAAUGAAGUGGUCGACCUCUUGACACGUAUUCCAUCACUACUCGAAACGUCUCAGAAAUUGAAUAUCACGUCCAUCGAUAGCGAUAGUCUAACCGAGGUCUCACAGCAGCUGGAAGAGACGUUUGAUCGUCUGCAACAGGUCCUUGAUGAGCAUGUGCUUGAGUUGGAGGCGCUCAGGAAAAAAUUGGAGGAAGGUAACACGUACUUUGAAACUGCUCGAUCUUUAAAGACGUUCAUGAGCGAGACGCGUCUUUCCUUGCCUGCUCUGAAGCAAACAUGUGGGUUUAUGACCGGUCAGUCUGAGGAACAGGAUAGACAGCGUUUAAAUAUGCUGCAGCACACCUUGGCGACGAUUGAGCAUGACUACAACAGCCGACAGACACAAUUCGAUCAACUCUGUUCUCAUUUCAAGCACAUGAGGCCGUCCAAACAAGAGGAUGCAGAGGAAACCCGCAAGAUACAGGAUUCUAUUGAGCAUGAAUGGAAUGCGCUUGGCAAGGAUAUUCAGGACCUCAAGCAGUUCACAGAGACCGUCGGUCAAUGGUACGAGCGCCAGCGUCGACUCAGUAUAGUCAAUGACACUUUCUUGGAUAUUCUUCAUGAUGAAAUCAGCCGUUUGACCCAAUCUGACAAGAAUAAUGCUGAGCUAGAUGCCGUCCAACAAAGGAUAGACCAAGCAACCGAGAUGCUGAAUGAGAUAGGUACAAGCAUUGACGAAGCACAAGACAGUGAAAAACAGGAUCCACUUCAGAUUGCCAAUUACUCCUGUGCCAAAGACCGAUACAAUCUACUUGUCAGCAAGCUCCAGGCAGCCAAAGCCAAUAUGGCUGCGCUCCGAUCUGAUGCACAUACCUCACUGGCCUUUCAAUCCUUCUUGAAAGACGCAAACAAACUGAUGGACACUAUUCAACUUCAAAAGGAACAGGUCAACCGCCGUAUGACCGAGGUCGGACAGGCUCGAUUCAGAGAAUCAGCCGAGUCUGUUAAUACCUUGGAGUCUCUGGCCAACAACAUCCUUCAAUCUGUUCGAGCUGCAGAGUCAGACUAUGCUGGUCCACUUCAAGCGCAAGUCAAAUCUCUACUCGAAAAGAUCAAGCAGUUUGAACCCAAUUCAGCUGAACGACAGACAGCUCAAGAGACGUUGCGCAGUAUUCAUGAAAACAUGAAUCAACUCAAGGACGUGAUUGCCAGCGAAAGGAAGCAAGCAGUCUUCAUACAAAAGGUGCAGACCCAUGCCAAAGGUGCUCGAGAUUUACAAGGCUGGAUCGAUCAGUGCUCUAGCGCGAUUGCUCAAUUACCGACUGAUGUCUGUAUAGCUGAUGAGCAGGAUCUCUUGUUUGACUUGGAACACUAUCAGCAAAAGAUCAUCCAGUUUGAACCUACGAUUCAAGCCUUCCAGGCAAUGCCCUCUAAAAUAUGGAAGCAUGUGAACGGUGACCCUGUUGACCUGUGCGCUAUCAGCCUAGAUCGAGAUCAAGUCAAGGAUGUGAUUGAUCAGCGUGAGGCGAAAAUUUUGAAAGCGUGGCAAGACUUGAAAGAUCAGCAUGCCAAGGCAAGGAGUUCGGUUGAUUUCUCGAAACGUGGUGUAGAGGCAGCACGCAAGGUCAAGGCAGUGCUCAUGCAGAUUGGUGAUCUCAAGGAACGCGUCAGUGCCGUCCGUAUAUGUAAGCCAAAGGAGAAUGAACAAGAUAGUGAUGAUCUACAAAAUGUACUUCAAUGCAGUCUAACGGAUAUACCAACUGAGCAUCGACUUGCUUCUGCAAAGGCUGAACUUGGUAUCCUCGAGCGUGAUAUCGAAGCACAACUGCUGCCGGCGAUUAAGCAACUCGACCUUAUGUUGAAUGCUGCAUUCAAUAACAGUCAAGAUGAUAUGUUUAGUGAUCAGCGUCAAGAGAUUUCAAGUGCUGUGCGUGGCUUGCUGGAUCUUGUCAAGUGCAAACGACGUGCCAUCAAUGAGGCUGAAAGAAUGCAAGAGUUUUUGACCGUCAUGGAAGAAGUCGAAGUGCUCUUGCUGGCUCUAGCCGAAGUUGUCGCCCGUGCCUCACCUGGUAAUGCAAGAAUGAAUGAAGAUGGAACUUAUUUGCGCACAGAUCUUCAAGCACUCCUUAUUGAUUUGGAUACUCGAUACGGCUAUUAUGAACCCAAGAUUAUUGAACUUAUGGAUGAACUACGAGAUGUAUCUGAACAUUUACUGGGCGAUCGUCGUGUGGCAGGCUGUAUCAAGCAGUUCACGAACAAAUGGACCCAAUUGCAAUCUGAAGCAGCUGCAAGAAAGCAAGAGUUAACAUCACUGAUUGGCCCCUUAACCGACAGCAAUUUUGACUUUAUUAAAGCAACAGAAGGUAUGCUCCUUGCACGUGGACGAAGGGCUGCUGCUGCUUCAGGUACGUUGACAAAACGCAGUUCGGCACCUAUACUUGCGCCUCAACCCAAGCCCACACAAACGAUGCCACGAUACAUGACUGGAUUAAACCGUAAGCCAACGAGAGCAUCCAAUAACAACGGCAGUGUUUCACCUACGGCAAGACGAGUGGCAGCAAGGCAAACGGCAGCUCAACAACAGCGCGUGCGUGCGACAAACAAAACGCCAGAGGCGUAUGUGGCUGAUCCCAAGAACGAUUUGGAUGUUGCAGUAGGCAACAUCGUGAAUGACUCUCCUUACAAGAUCAAGAUCAAGAUGGUCCCUGGAGAAGUAGGAAAAUAUUGGUUUGGAGAAGUGAACCCAAAGCUGGCAUACUGUCGUAUCCUGAGAAGCCGCAUGGUCAUGGUUCGCGUCGGUGGUGGAUGGGUCGAGCUGUCUCAGUUCUUAAGAGAUCAUGCCUUAUUGGAGAGUGGCACUUUUGUGACAUCUGACAAGACAGCCCACCGCGCUUCAUUGCCACCCCCUGCUUCUCCACGUGAGGGCGUCCAAGAAGGGUUCCUGAAUACGGUUGUUGGAAGAAACACGCCGGUCGCAAAUAAUCGUCGAAGUCUUCAUGGCGUCGUUGGUGUUCACAACAACAUUAUCGCAUUACGUGGUCAAGCAGGUGGACCUCCUCAGCUGAAAGAAUCUCGAUCAACGCCUUAUUAUCGUGGCAUGUCACCUAUACCAACUACUUAUGGUAUCAAGUCCGGUAACAAGUUUGUAGUCACUGUAGAUGAUAAAGGUAAUCAAGUAGAAGUAAAGAUGACAAAGGCCAAGAACCAUGAUGCCAAAUUCGUUACACCUAGACGCAUCAAUAUAUAA